This is a messenger RNA of Biomphalaria glabrata, 7139 nucleotides long. RefSeq names its product LON peptidase N-terminal domain and RING finger protein 3-like. The coding region runs from base 121 to 2490 and encodes 789 amino acids. The record is from RefSeq and is a predicted model, not a curated record. Lineage: Eukaryota; Metazoa; Mollusca; Gastropoda; Planorbidae. Gene Ontology annotation, molecular function: protein binding. The transcript has 10 exons.
GAAAUUGUUUUGCAUUUCUAUAUUACAUGUGUGCCACAUAGAUCUACAUCAACUAGGUUCUGUGUUUAUAGAAAUGUUUGUAUAAUUACGUGGAUUAUAUUAUGUUUUUGAUUUUCUAAAAUGGUAGACUUGGCAAAAGAAGCAUUUAGCACUAAUAAUUUUGGUCUUGCUGUUGAUAUAUAUGAGAGAACUAUUCGAGAGAAUGGACCGACAUUGGAGUUAUUUUUAGGAUUGGCCGAUAGUUUGGCUUUAGGAGGUAACUUUGCUAAAGCAUUUCAGUCUUACAAAUUUGCUUAUAGAUAUGGGAAAGUUACACCUGAAAAGCUAAAACAUUUAGUUGCCAGUUUGAUAAAGAGCGUAAAACAAGAUUUGGAUCAUGUGGGAUCUCAAAUUAAAAAGAAAACGUGUUUGUUUACAUGCGGAUAUUGUCUCGGACUACUAGCCGACCCUGUUACUGUACCCUGUGGACAUACGUUUUGCAGGCAUUGUCUUGAGAAAGAUAAAUCAAACUAUUGUGAACUAUGUGGAAGUGUGAACUAUCGAGGCAAACUUAAACAUUUAAAUUCCAAUUUUGUUCUUACUAAUUUAAUAGAUAAAUGGUUUCCAAAUGAAUGGAAAGCGGCUCGGUUAAAAAAGGAUGGAAAUGAAUUUUUUGCUAAAGGCAGUAAAGGGAACUUGAUACAUGCCUUGACGAUGUACACUGAAGCAAUCGAAGUUUCUCCUAAUGAUCAUCUUCUCUGGAGCAACCGUAGCCAUACCCAUGCUUCUCUGGAUCAAUUUGAAGAUGCUCUCGCAGAUGCUGAGAUGGUAAUAAAACUAAAGCCCCAGUGGCCAAAAGGAUAUUUUAGAAAAGGAUUUGCAGCAUAUGGACUUGGCAAAUAUGAAGAUGCUGCUGUGGCUUUUUUGCAGUGUCUUGCAUUAGAUCAGAAAGCCACCUCAGCAAAGGAUUACCUUUCCAAGGCUCUAGACAAAAUCUUAUCUGCUUUACCCCCUGAUGACCCCAAAACUGAAGCAUUGCAACAGAGAAGCAACCCUACAUUGUUGCAAAAGCUAGUAGAAAACAAUUUUAGUGGUCAGCUUCUGCUACCUGACAUUACAAAUACUCUACAAGACUUGACGAGAGCUGUGAAAGAUGCUAUCAGUAACACAGGCAGCACUUCCUAUGAGCCAGUGCCGCUCUUGGAGUCAAAAUAUAAAGAACAUUCAUCAAUAGAUAAAGGAACUGAGUCAAAUAAAUUGAAAUUACCAGAUGGAAGCUCAUUGGAUCAUUUAGAGAGUCAUCACUUAUUUAAUUCUGCAACAUCUUCACCUUUGCCAAGAAAACGUUCAAGAAACCCAAGUCUGACUCAGUCUCCACUCAGUCCCACCCACUCUUCACCUCAGAAAUUAUCUAAAUCUGUUAUAGACAUGAAUGCCUCUUCUAACAAGGCUCAGCUAGCUAGUGUAGAAUCAAGUGCCUCUUCUAACAAGACUCUACUAGAUAGUGUAGAACCAAGUGCCUCUAAUAAAAAGACUCAGUUAGCUAGUGAUCCCAUGUCAGCAGAUAAAAUCGUGGUCAAACCAAAGGAAAGAAAUGUGGAAGAUCUGGAGUGUGGUUUGUGUUACAGGCUUUUCUACCAGCCAGUCACCACUCCUUGUGGUCACACUUUUUGUCGCAAGUGUCUAGAUAGAUGUCUGGACCACACUGUUACUUGCCCAAUGUGUAAAGGAAACUUAGCAGAAUAUUUAGCAGAAAGAAGACAAGCUGUGAAUAUUGCCAUUGAAGGUAUUCUAGAGACCUACUUCAAAGAGGAAUACUUAGAAAGAUGUAGAAUGAAUGAUGAAGAAAUGGUAGAGUUAAUUAGAAUGGGAAGUGGACAACAGUCUGAUAUCCCUGUGUUUGUUUGUACAUUGUCAUUUCCAACCAUUUCUUGCCCUCUGCACAUAUUUGAGCCACGUUACAGACUAAUGAUUCGGCAAUGCAUGGAAUCAGGAAAUCGUCAAUUUGGCAUGUGUAUGCACAUGCCUGAUUCAGACUCUGAGUUUUCAGACUUUGGUUGUAUGCUGGAGAUAAGAGAUGUUCAAUAUUUUCCUGAUGGAAGAUCAGUUGUAGACACUGUCGGAGGAAGGCGCUUUAAAGUUUUAAGCCGUGGGAAACGUGAUGGUUACAAUACAGCUAGAGUAGAGUUUCUUUCUGAUAAGCCAAUCACAGGGGAAGAAAUGUUGGUUGUGAAUGCACUUCAGUUGGAAAUACACUCUGCUGUGCAAUACUGGCUGACCACAGUUCCAUCUUUUCGUCGGAAUAGAAUUAUACAGCAUUUUGGUGAGCUUCCAGAACCUGAUACCAAUCCGUCUACUGUAAAUGGCCCUAACUGGGCCUGGUGGGCUCUAGCUGUGCUACCAUUAGAUCCUCGAGUUCAGUUGACCAUGCUUGGAAUGUGCAGCUUCCAAGACAGACUACUUGCACUGAAAAAGAUAAUUGAGUAUUUAAACAGAAGGUCAUGUCAUUGACUAAUUUCAUGUUUUUUAUGGCAACUCAUAAUGGCUUCACCAAUCAACUUGCUGGUGGCAGCCAUAUCGCUUGCUGUCAUGGCUUUAUAUUGGUUGAGAUGAGACAUCAUUUGCCAACUGCUAAAUCAGCUUCAACAUUUAGUACUUUAAAAUACUGAUAUUUAAUUAAAACACCAAAUUGUGAAGAUUGUCUUAUCUGCGAUUCUUUGUAUUCAGGUCAAAGUAUACUUUAUAUCAAUGUAAUGAUAGUUUAUACAUAUUUUAUGAAAAUCUGAAGCAUGUGGGUUUCACUAACACAAGUAAACAGGACAAUGGUAUCUUACAUUAAUUAUCUUACCAGAUUAAAAAAAAAAACAAAAAAAAACUGAACUUUUAAUAAAGUUUAUAAAACAUAAUGAAUAGUUGUUUUCUCUCCAAGCAAUUAUCAAUAUAAAAUGAAUGUGUACAUCUGACAAACAUUUUACAUUCAAUUAAAGUAGUCAUGGCCAUUGUGUCAUGCAACUUUUGAAAUGAAAAUAAAUAUAUAGCUUAAAUUUACAUAAUAUUUAAAAAAAAUAAAAACAUAAGUGACAAUAUUUUUAGAAAUAAUAUCAUUAAUAGUUGGCAAUAUUCCCAAUUUAAAUCUAGGAAAUGCUGCUGAUAAACCAUCAAACACUCCUUUCUCACACUAUUCAAUUGUAAAGAAAAAAAGUUUCUAAUAACUUUUCACUGAUUAUCAUCACUUGUGUGAAAAUCUUUCACUGACAUUUACCACAAAAGUUUUUAAAGCUUAUCUUGAAGCUUGUUGCACACCAUCAAUUGUGUAAAAAAAAAAAAAUGUUAAAAGUGUAACAUAUUCAAACUGAGCAGAAACUGAUAUUAAGCUUGCGUCAAUUGUAUUUGUACAAAUAUGUUGAGUUUGUAACAUAUCAUAAUUGUAUUUUCAUUUUAUUUAGAUUCUAUUGUUGCUAAUCAGUUGAUUUUAAUAGAGGCAAAAAUAGAGAACAAAAGAAAAUGCUUACUUCAUCCUUCUGUUUCUACCAUGAGACUGUUGUGAUGAGCUGUAGUAGAUGCUCAAGCACCAGGUGUGAGGCCCAAUAAAGCUUGGUGUCUUCAUCUUUAUGUGUUGCUUUCACUAUGUCCAUCUGCCUUUUUCUUGGUUAUUCUUUUGCUCUGAAUCCCUAUUGCUUGAUUUUACGCUCUCAGGGCUGGUUAAGUGACUAGCUUUCUUAUUUGGCGCCAAUAGUACUUUUUUUUUUUACUGCUCUGUCAUGGAUUUGUUAAUAAGAUUGAUACAAUUCAUCCCCCUCCCAAAUCAGUGUGAAUUGUAAUUCAUAAAAGGCUUUGUAUGUUGUCUAUAAAAUUGUUGAUAUUAUAAUAAUGCUAUAGUGCAUGAAGAGUUAUUGAAAAAUGUAAAGUGUUUUUGAUUGAUGACAUUGGAUUAGCUAUUGAACACAAUUGCCAGUGAAAAAAAACUGCUUGCUCUAGAUGAGAUACAACUCAAGAUGGUUUAACAGUUUGAAGAAGUCCAUAAUAUUUGGACAUUAAAAAGUGUUGUCUCCCUAUUUUGUUUUUACAUUGUAUUAUAUUAUUCUCUAAAACUUAUGAAUUCAAAUGAACCAGCACUGUCUGUAGUGCAAGUCUUACUUCUCUAUCAUGAAAUGCUCUUAAGCUUUCUAUAUAAAGAGCAGUUGACACAUCUGAAUUGAAGUAUUCCAUGAUGAGAUAGGAUUUCUGCUAAGGAUAUAAUGGUUUCAAAAAGCAUCUAACAUGACAUUGUAAAAGUGUAUCUGCUAAUACUAUUGAGAAAUAUCACUACUUGCAUUUUCCAAUUUUCUUUUGACUGUCUUGACUAGAGUCUUCAAGCCCCCUCCUUUAUGACUCUUGUUACUGCUGGUUUGUUGGUUGAUAUACCAGUCACUAAACUGAACGCUCUUCCCAAAAGCGCCUUUACCAAAUUGUAAUGCUUCUCUUUGCUCAAAAUUAGCAGUAAUUAUUCAAAGCAAAGUUUGUCUGUCUAGCAUUCAUACUUCUUUACCAACACAAUUUAUGUGUGAACUAGAGUUACAAAAAAUAGUGUGAAAUAGCACACGCUUAGCACCUUAAAACUCUCUUAUUAUGCAAUACAUUUAUAACAAAGAGAAAAAGAAAAAUUAGAAGUCACUAAUAUAUCAUUAUACAUUUGUGUUUAAAUGGAAACAGUUAUAAUCUAUUUGAAGCAAGAACUGUCAAGGGUGUACUCUUUUAAAAUGUAUUAGUUUUGCAUUGCACUUUUUUUUAGUUGUGUAUAGAGCUGUAUUUUGUUUGAGAUUUUUGUCUACUUGGUCAAAGCUAUAGGAUCUAUUACAUGAUAAAACCUUCCAGAUUAGUUUUAUCAGCAUAGCAUGUGACUUCAGAGCUCCUGCCUACAUUAUGCCAUCUCUAUUACCUUAUUGAGUAGAACCACCAGACAAACUUGGUCAGUUUUAUGUUUGAAAAACAAAAGAAAGGUAGAGUCAUCUGAUUUGUAAGACUGAGGAGCAAGUGCUGAUGAUAUGGUUAAUACAUUUCCUUAAUAUGCACAUUUUCAUUUACAGUGGAUGCAUUUUUUUUAUAUAUAUAUAUAUUUUGUGUUUUACAAUUCUGUUUUUCUAUAUUUUUGUUGUAUGUUUCAUUUUACUCUUUAAUAUAUGCAACAUCUAUUGUGUUCACUUUCCAACAGUUCAAAUACUUUAGUGCAGAGGUUCUCAAACUUUUGACCAGGGGACCUUUUAUAUAAUCAAAACUUACACAUGGACCCCUAAGUGAAAAAGCUAUAUAACUGCAUAGUACAUAAGUUACUUGUGUAAAAAAAACAUUUUUUUGGAGAAGUGUUUAUUGAGUUUAUAGGUUUGUUUACAAUAAAAGUAUAGAAAAACUAAUGACUAGGAUGAUGCUGAUGUGAUUUCAUGAAAGUAGCAACCACAAUUCUCCUCAAACACACAUUUCUAAUCUUUUUUUUUUUGUGAUGUGUUUCACUAAUAUGGCAAUGAUUCCAUGUGGUGCCAAAUAAGAAGACAGGAAAGCAGUCAACAUACUUGUGUGUGAUGACCCAUACUGCAGAAUAUAAAAUUGAAAUCUGUUUUUGUAGACAGAAUUUGUGGUAACUUUUUUUCAAACAUUGGUUUAAGUUCCUUGUUUGUGGAUAUUUCAAUAAGCUGCUCCUGCGUUAGUCAGAAUUUAUUUGUGAUAGGGAUCUGAGGAUGUUCAUGCGCAAAAGGAUUCAAUACUAAGUCAGGAAUAUCCAAGAAUAUAUUCAAAUCUUUGGUUUAGGACAGUUUAGAAUAGGCCUAGAACGUAAUAGACAUAAAACAGUAGUUAGGGGCGAGUUGAUUGUUAUUAAAGUUACCUGAUCAGAUAAACUGGCUUUUAGUGAAGAAGUUAUUUCAAUUGUAUGCACAUUUCAUCUUUCAGUCAUCUCGUGGACCCCUGGGCCACAGUUUGAGAACCACUGCUUUAGUGCAUCGUAUAAAGUGACAUAUAUUGAAAAACUACUUUAGCCUUUUUUUUUUUUUUUUUUUCAUUAUUUAAUGUAUCUUCCUAUGUUCCCAACACAGUAGCUGAAUCAAUGUAUCAAUUUGUCCUGUUCAAAGAGUCUUAAAUACAUAAAUCAAAAUUAAUUUUCCCAAUAGAAAGAUUGUAUUUUAAUUAAUUAAUUACUUGGAAGGCAUAAGUGAGAAACAUAUAAAUAUUCCUUCAAAUACAUUUACAUAGUAUUAUAUUAUAGGACUUUUUUUUUUUAUUUUAUCAUGAUCAUAAUGUAUGAAGUAGCACUUACUUCUCAAGGUUAAUACAAUUAUCAACUGCUUGACUUUGUAUGCAAUUAUUGUUUUUGUAAUAACAUGUAUAUAUGAUCCUGUCCAAUUAUGGAGUCAAAAGUAGAUCUAGACUCCAGAUUUAUGUGUGUGUCAAAAACAACACUUGUUUGUGUAUUCUACCAUGUAUUUCACUGGGCCAAUAUUGUGAUAAACUUUUUCUGGUCUUGUUAUUUAUUAUUUUGACUAUCUACUUUGAGUAAAAGAUAAUAAUGAUAAACAUUUGUCUUGCUUGCAUCUUAAAAGUGAGAAAUGACAUAAACAUGGAUCUGGUUGAAGACAUAUUUAUUUAAUUUUAUUUUUUUUUUGGUAUUUCAUGGAAUAUUUGUGAUAAAUUUUGUAUUUUUGUGUUAUUUAUAGCUUCUUUUUUUUAUACUUUUUUUAAAAAUUAAAAACAAAAAUAUAUGCAUAUUAGUUUGAGUGUAAAGAUAACAUCCUGACCACGUGGUGUUUGUGUUUUACUCUGUCCUCAACAUAGUUCGAGCCCUGCAUGCUACUGAUGCAUCAUCCCCUGUUAUGUAGGAGGUUUGGGCUAUUGCUAAUAAAAGUUAUCCAAGGAAUGGUUUCAAUCUAACAAACAUAAAUAGCAAGAAAGAAACAAUGGAAAAUAGUAACAAUGCAGACCUAAGAUAAGGUAACUCUUUAGAGUUGAUUUGAACAACAUUGUUGGCUGGCAUUUAAAAUGAUUUAUGAAACUUUGCAUUUGGAUUCUUUUUUUUUUUUUUUUUUGUUUCAGCUAUCUUCAAAAGCUUUAUUCUGGUGUCAGAAUGUAUAGGCUAAUUGAUAUUAAUUUAUGCAAUAAUUUUGAAGUCAUGAAAUAAACUUUGUCCUCAAAAU